GCCAGAGUCUGGGCACAGCCGGGCCCUGCGAGAGCGGGUGUGGAUUCUUGCUCCAGAAUGCUUGCCUCCAGGAGCAUGGCAUAUUCAUGGUAGCCCUAGAAGCUCUCUAGAAAAGCACCAACCUGCCCUCCUGCAGGAGGUACAGCUUCCUAGAUGGUCCUUUCCUGUCUCAUCCUGCAGCAGGCAGAGGGCACCAGACUUUGGCUCAAGGAUGUGGAUGGCAUCCUGGGGUCAUCUUGAAGGAAGCCUCACUGACCAGAGACAGGUUAAGAAGGAGGGCUUGGGGGCCCACCAGCCCACCCAACACAGGAAGGCCUACAGUUGGACUUUGCCCCUGCUCUGUGAGUUGGCUGAGGAAGGAAAAGCUGCAGAGAGCCGGAGGAGGCCUGGAGAGAAGCAGAGACCAGGGCUCAUACUGGUGGACCCGGCCUCAGCCCAGGUGCCAGCUUAUCUGCAUUGCUGAGGCGAGGCAGCGCCAUGCUGGGGCCCCACCUUCCACACCCACCCCUUGGGCCCAGCGAAGGCAGACCUACCGCCUGCACCUUCCGGAUCCCUGAUGGGAGCUACAGGUGUCUGGCCUUGGAGGCUGAGGAGAGUGGCGGCGAGGAGGGCCUGCAGGGAGAGGCAGGGCUCAUGGACUUGGAGGAGGACAGGAUGGUCAGCAGAGGGGACAACUCCGCCUGCAGAGACACCCAAGGAGCACCAGAGCUGCCCAAAGCCCUGGGCAUCCAGCCAUCCAGCUGCUCCAGGGAGGCACAAAGGGGGCCCCAGCAUGACAACAGGGCCAGCCGGGAUUGGGACGUGGUGAAGGCCCGGCAGGUGAUGACAGUCAGCCCCAGCCCCAGCCCAGGGUCCAGGAGUCCCCAGAAAGCAGCUUUGGGCCGGAGCACUAGCCUCACCGAGAAGGAUCUGAAAGAGGCCAAGGCUCGGAGCCAGCAGAUCGCAGCCCAGCUGACCACCCCUCCCAGCUCCAACUCCCGCGGUGUCCAGCUCUUCAAUAGGCGCCGACAGAGGGUGAAUGAGUUUACCUUGGAAAGCCACGGCCGGAGGGGACAGAAGUCCAGCCAGGAGUCCCUCAGAGUGCCCCCUGCCAGCCCCACAGGCCAUGCCCGGGGGUUCAGCCUGAGUCCCAACUCACUUCCCGAGCCCAGCCCUCCAAGGAACCCUGACUGCCAGAGUCCUGACCUAGGGGUCUCUGGUCACAGCAUGGAGGGGUGCUCAGAGGAAGCCAGUUUGUUGCGGCACCUGGAGAAGGUGGCCAGUGAGGAGGAGGAGGUACCACUGGUGGUUUAUUUAAAGGAGAACGCAGCCCUGCUGAUGGCCAAUGGGCUUCACCUGUCCCAGAACCGAGAAGCCCAGCAGACCCCACCAACCCUGCCUCCGGCUGAGGUCCACAGCCCAACUGCAGAUGUCAACCAAAACCUUCCCUCACCCAGUGCCACACUCAUUGCACCAGCUUCUAACAGCAGCCACAACCUGCCAGCCACAGAUGUUAAUCAGAACCCACCGGCAACUGUCGCUUCUCAGAGCCUGCCGCUUUCUAGCAUCCAACAGAAUACUUCAGAGGCACAGCUCCCACCAAAUGACAUAGUGCCAGAUUCCAAGCCCAGCACGCUGUGUGCUGACGGGCAGUCCCAGGAGCUGGCGGUGGAGGCGAGACCCAGCACGCUCCUACUCGAGAAGGUAUCAGCUCCACCGACCACCACCUUCUCCAGAGAAGCGACUCCCAUCUCUAGUUCUGGGCCCCCAGCCCCAGAUUUCAUGUCCAGCUCCCCGCCCAUCGAUGUCCAGCCCAGUGCCCCAGCAGCAUCAGCAGAACAAGAGACGUCUGGGCAGACAGUCGCCACCACACCCACCAAGCUGUACAGCGAGGUCCACCUCACGCUGGCCAAGCCCCCAUCUGUGGUCAACAGGACGGCCAGGCCCUUUGGGAUCCAGGCAUCAGGGAAUACCAGCCAGGUGGAGCGGAGCCCCAUGGUAGAGAGACGACAUCUCGGGGGGAUGGCCCCAGCUCCCCAGACCCACAGCAUGGUGGACAGGAGCCCUCGACCACAAAGACAUGUAAUGUCCCACAGCCCCAUGGUGGAGAGGAGGCCUGUGGCACAGCGAAGCCCUGCCUUGGAGAGACGCCCUUUGGGGAACUUCACCCCACCCCCUACCUAUGCCGAGACCUUGUCCACAGCCCCCGUGGCUUCCCGGAUUAGGUCUCCCCCCUCUUACUCUGCCCUGUACCCCAGCUCUGACCCUAAACCUUCCCAUCUGAAGGGUCAGGGAGUUCCCACCAGCAAGACAGGCAUUUUGGAGGAGUCGAUGGCCCGAAGAAGCAGCCGGAAAUCCAUGUUCACCUUCGUGGAGAAGCCCAAGGUGACCCCGAAUCCAGACCUGCUGGAUCUGGUACAGACGGCUGAUGAGAAGCGGAGACAGAGGGACCAGGGAGAGGCUGGUGUGGAGGAGGAGCCCUUUGCACUGGGAGCUGAGGCCUCCAACUUCCAGCAGGAGCCCGCGCCCCGGGACAGGGCCAGCCCCGCCGCGGCCGAGGAUGUUCUUCCCGAGUGGGCCUCCUGCCUCAAGUCCCCACGCAUCCAGGCCAAGCCAAAGCCCAAACCCAACCAGAACCUGUCUGAGGCCUCUGGGAAAGGGGCUGAGCUCUACGCUCGCCGCCAGUCCCGCAUGGAGAAGUAUGUCAUCGAGUCUUCGGGCCACACCGACCUGGCCCGCUGCCCUUCACCCACUAUGUCCCUGCCUUCGUCCUGGAAGUACUCCACAAAUGCCCCUGGCAGCCUCCGAGUGGCGUCCCGAAGCCCGGCUCGGACCCCGCCUGCCUCCCUCUACCACGGCUACCUGCCUGAGAAUGGAGUCCUGCGCCCAGAGCCCACCAAGCAGCCGCAGCCACCGUACCAGCUGCGGCCCUCGCUCUUUGUCCUCUCUCCCAUCAAGGAACCUGCCAAGGCCACUCCAAGAGCCACCUCGCCCGCCAAGCCGAGCUCCCUGGACCUGACGCCCAGCCUGCCCAAGGCGACCCUCCCUCGGUCACCUGCCCUGUCUCGGCCCUCCCGAUCCUCACCAGGCCUCUACACGGCCCCUGGCCAGGAUGGCCUCCAGCCCACUACCAUGAGCCCUACCUAUAGCAGUGAUAUCUCCCCUGUGUCUCCCUCCAGGGCCUGGUCCCCCCGAGCCAAGCAGGCCCCCAGGCCCUCCUUCUCCACCCGGAAUGCUGGGAUCGAGGCUCAGGACCGCCGCGAGAGCCUGCCCACCUCCCCGCCCUGGACGCCGGGCGCGUCCCGGCCCCCCAGCAGCCUGGACGGCUGGGUGAGCCCGGGACCAUGGGAACCGGGCCGAGGGAGCAGCAUGAGCAGCCCCCCGCCGCUGCCGCCGCCGCCUCCACCGCCCAUGUCCCCCUCGUGGAGCGAGCGCUCCGAAUCCCCGAUGCGACCUGAAACCGAGGCGCGGCCCCCCAGCCGCCAACUGCAGGCGCUCCUGGCUCGAAAUAUCAUCAACGCCGCCCGGCGCAAGAGCGCCUCCCCGCGGCCAGCGGGAGCCGAGAGCUUGCGGCCCUUCUCCCCGCCCGGGGUGCCGCCGCCGCCGCCGCCGCCGCCGCCGCCGCCGCGCAUGCGCUCGCCGCAGCCCGCCCGCCCCGGCCCCAUCGCCCCCGGGGCCACGUUCGCCCCGAUCCAGCGGAGCCCGCUGCUGGCCGGGCCCUCCCCCUGCGCCAGCCCCCGCAGCCCGCUGCCUGCGGCGCCCAGGCCCUUCCCCUACCGCCGCUCGCCCACGGACUCCGACGUGUCCCUCGACUCUGAGGACUCCGGGGCGAAGUCGCCCGGCAUCCUCGGCUACAACAUCUGUCCCCGCGGGUGGAACGGCAGCCUGAGGCUCAAACGUGGCAGCCUCCCGGCCGAGGCCUCCUGCACCACCUAAUGCCUCCCCCGCCCCGCCCCAUCCUCACCCCGGGAUAUCCAAGCCGGAAGAAAAGUCAUCGGGCUUGGGCGAUCCCAGCACCAAGCCCCCAAGGGGUCUGGCCUCUUUGGACAGCCCCUAAGAUAAGGGGUCAGGGAGGAGAGCUCUGGGCUUCAGGGUGUGGUAGUGAUCCAAGCUUAGGUUCUAGCCCUAACUCUCUCAUUCAGUCGUUGGGUGAACCUGGGCAAGACUUCCGUUGUCUGACCCUCAGCUUUCGAAUCUGUUUAAUGGGGCUUUGGCCAAAGCAAUCUCCAAACAUCUUAACACCCCCUCCCACCAACACACACACACACACACACACACACACACACACACACACACACACACACACACACCCCUUGGAAGAGGUGGGGCAUUGUGUAUAUGGACCCCUGGACCUGCUGCUUUGCAGGGGGCCAUACUCUUCUCUCCCUUCCUGGCUCUGCUCUCAGUCUGGCAAAUGAGGGGUGUGUUCAGAAGAUCGUAGGCCUAAGUUCCCCGUCCAGUCCCUGGCUUGACCAUCCGCCUCCCUGGCACCAAGGCCCAGGCAGGAGCAGCUGUUUUCCAUCCCUUCACAGACAAGCUCUAUUUUUAUCAUGGUGACCUUUACAGAGGUCUCCCAGGCCAGCUCAAGGUGCCCCUCUGGCUCCUCUGGAGAGAAGCAGCAGGAAGAGUCCUCCUCCCAGAUCCCUCUCAGGCUUUUCCCCACCCCAGCUCAGAUGGCUCAGCGCAUCUUCUAUGCAGCCAGAGAAGAGUGCUGUGAGGUGAUGAUUUCCCCCAGGCCCAAGACUUGGGCCUCCAGGAAUGCUAUAGGUGCCUCCCAACCCAUCUAUCUCUUCCGGGCCCUUCAUGGCAGCCUUUUCAAAGCGGAGCCCUUUCAGAGUUGAUAUGGAGCUAUCUAUUAUCCUGUAGCUUUCCCUGAGGGCCCUGAAUUUGAGGUUGCCCAUUUGGAAAGAGGGAGGCAAAGAGUUCCUUGUUAUGGGGGGUAUGCAAGCAAUGGCCGGAGUGCAUAGAGGAGAUCCUAGUAGGGAGUGGCUUGGCUCAGAUGACCUCUGAAAUGCAUUCCAUGGUAUUAGGAAGGGAGGGAAGAAUAGUAGUGGAGGCUUGGCUGAGCAGAAUUCAGAGGCAGGUGAGCUUGGGUGGGUGAAUGAAGGGUUAGACCAGAGUCAGCCUGUGUUUCUGCUUCCUUAGGAAGUACCUUACUCUUCAGUAACAGGCCCCAGUGUCCGGAUCAUGCCCAGAGGAAUGGGCACGGUUCUGCCCAUCUUUUUCCCCAUUGCUCUCUGGCUUAGCUAGUGCCUCGUGCCCAGUGACUUUAGGGAGCCUGGCUGCAGGCCCUAGCCCGUCCCUUAAACCUUGAUGAUUCUGAUUCCAAUCCCCUGGAGGAACAUGGCUAAGUUCUAUAGUUUUCCAGAGUUGGCUGGUGGGGCCUUUUAGAGGUUCAGAUACUAAAUGCAGGGAUUGGGGGGUGAAGUGUGUUGUAAUUGACUGAGGAUCAAAGGUGUGUAGGGGAAAGGAUGCCAGGAUGUUGCCAAAGAUAAGGGACAGUGUGAUUUUGGGUUAGGGGUAGACUUACCACCCAUUAGGGUGUUGUUAGACCUGGAACCCUUAGGUAAGGCUAGAGAAAGAAAGCUGGGAUCAGGAUGGCAAUCAGUGUGCCAGUGGGUUUGGAGUAAAGAAGUGAGCCCAGAGGGUUCCUAAGGCCUAAGGAUUGGGAAUACAGGCCCUGUUGGUGGGAAGACGAGAGGGUGCUACCAAUUAGUCGAUGAUGAGUGACCACAUUUACCAAAGUCCUCACCUGCUUUAGGGUCCCUUGUACCAUGGAAGACAGGGGCUAAGGCCCCUUUCAGAGAAGAAACACUAUUAGGCCACUGGCUGAGGCAGUGGCGUAGAAUAUCUACUUCUACCUGCAUUUCCACAAAGAGCCAGCAGGAGGCAGCCUUGAGAAGCUAGAACUCUGGCUGUUCUCUCCUAUCACUGCCUACUCCCCCAAACCUCUCCUGUAACCCUUUAGCGAUCACCUAUGUCGUGUCUCUUGUCUCCUGUAGAAAUCAGCUCUGGCCCUAAAUAAAUGCUUCCUGCAUUC
Hipposideros armiger (great roundleaf bat) is the source of this 6019-nucleotide messenger RNA. It is a transcript of the gene SYNPO, whose product is annotated as synaptopodin. Gene Ontology annotation, molecular function: actin binding. The coding region runs from base 478 to 3915 and encodes 1145 amino acids. Gene Ontology annotation, biological process: modification of dendritic spine; spine apparatus assembly; positive regulation of actin filament bundle assembly. Gene Ontology annotation, cellular component: stress fiber; actin cytoskeleton; spine apparatus. The transcript has 6 exons. The record is from RefSeq and is a predicted model, not a curated record. NCBI's taxonomy places the organism in Eukaryota, Metazoa, Chordata, Mammalia, Chiroptera, Hipposideridae.